Molecule: messenger RNA, 588 nt
Organism: Ilex paraguariensis (yerba mate)
Lineage: Eukaryota; Viridiplantae; Streptophyta; Magnoliopsida; Aquifoliales; Aquifoliaceae
Source: the annotation of a GenBank genome assembly
AUGAAGGUUAGCUUGGAGGGAGAGAAGGUAAUACUUGUACCAUACAUGAAAGAGCAUGUCCCAAAGUACCAUCAAUGGAUGCAAGACCCUGCUCUUCUUCAAGCCACCGGCUCUGAGCCGCUAACCCUGGAGCAGGAGUACGAGAUGCAACUGUCCUGGACCCAAGAUCCAUUGAAGCAGACUUUCAUUGUUCUGGACAAGGUAUUGGUGGUUGGAGACUUCAUGCAUGGAGAUUCGCAUGUGGAAGCCAUGGUUGGUGAUGUGAAUAUAUACAUGAAUGAUUUGGAUGAUCCUCAAAUGGCAGAGAUUGAAAUAAUGAUAGCUGAACCCAAACGUCGUGGCAAAGGACUUGGGAAGGAAUCAAUUUUGAUGAUGAUGGCUUUUGCAAUUGAGAAUUUCGGCAUUCAUAUAUUCCGCGUCAAAAUUGGAGAAUCAAAUGAAGCUUCUCUCACUCUGUUCAGGAAAUUGGGGUUUAUGGAGGCAUCUUACAGCGAAAUCUUCAAAGAGGUGACACUGGAGUUAUCAAUAACAGAGCUGAAGUGUCGGGAGCUGCACCCUUUAGUUGGUAAUAUGGUUACACAUUCGUAA